UUUAUUUUUUAUUAUAUUUUAUUUUAUUUCAUUUCAUUUUAUUUCAUUUUAUUUAUUUAUUUUUGUGAUUUCAAUGACAAAAAAUACCAUGAUGAAUUCAAUAGGAAUAUUAUUUAGCUUUAUUGGCAUGGUAGGCCUUAUACUAUCUAUUAUAACACUAGUGCCACUAAACGGAUAUAAUUUGUAUACAACAUUUAAUGCAUCAACUAAAUUACUUUUAUUUGAAAUUCAAAGAAAUGAUGACUGGCAACACUUAAUUUUAUCUCGAGAUGCAAAACUUUAUUUUAUCUUUUUAUUUGGAUCGUUCAUGUCAAGUAUAUUGGCCAUAAUGACUACUUUUAUUGCUUUAUUUAGCAAUAUCAAAUCAAACAAAAAACAACAGCAGCAAAAAUCAUGGUUUUUACGGUUUAUAAGCGUUACACUCUUAAUACAAAUUGUAUUUUCGUUAUAUGGCGUGCAUCUUAUCUAUAGAGUGAAAAGCAAAACAGAAAUAAUACCUUUGGAAAUUCAACAGGACACCAUGUUAUCUUGUGCAAUUCUAUGUUUAAAUUACCUAUCUUUGAUUUUAUUUGCUGUUAUCCUACUAUUUGCUUCCUUCUGUAUUUUGUUAUCCUCCUAUUAUCAUCAAAGGGAUAAGCAGCAAAUGAGCAGCAGUACCAUAGAAGAUGAAAGAAGACCCUUAUUAAUAGCUGUUUAAUAUCUUCCCCUUGUUGUGUUUGUACCUGAUUGCGGUGUUUAAAGAUAUCGUGUACCCUUUAAAGAAAUAUUUUCUUUCAAAAAAAAAA
Messenger RNA from Cokeromyces recurvatus, 785 nucleotides. RefSeq lists its product as uncharacterized. The transcript has 2 exons. The record is from RefSeq and is a predicted model, not a curated record. The coding region runs from base 74 to 697 and encodes 207 amino acids. NCBI's taxonomy places the organism in Eukaryota, Fungi, Mucoromycota, Mucoromycetes, Mucorales, Mucoraceae.